AUGUUUAAUAAAAAAAAAGACUAUAUAAAAAAAAAGUAUAAAGAUGUUCCUCCAUUAAAUAUUGGAGAUGUAAAUAGAGUAUUACAACAAUAUAGGAAUGAUGAAGACAAAUUUCGAAUGUUUACAUCAAUUUUAGAAAUAUAAAAAUAACAUUAAAUACGAACUCAUGAAAGUAAUACAGAAGAAAUACUUAGAAAAAAUGUUUAAAGAUUAAUUGAACUUUAUGGAGAUGUUGAUAUUAAUUAAGAUGCUCUUAAUAAUAUUUAUAAGAAUGUUGAUGAAAAUUAAGACAUACAAACAUAAAUUGAGAAAAUAGAAUAUGGUAAUAUAUUUUAAGGGGAUAUGAAUUCUUAAAUGAUAAGUAUUUAGAGAUAGAUUGAGAGAUAUGAUCAUUAUUUGAAUGUAAUUUAAACAAAAUUAUCUAAAAAUGUAUUCACAAAUUACUCUAGUUAUCUAAAAGCUUUAACUCAUAUAGACUAAAUUGGAAAUAUUAGUUAAGAAUUAAUUAUCAAGGUUAGAAGUAGUAGAGAAAAGAUGCAAACAACUUAAUAAAUUUUUUUAAAGCAAAGUAAAUAAAUUUUAGAGAAAAGACAAUAAGUUUUGAAUAUUCAAGUAAAAACAAAUAAUAUUAUUAUAGAACAUGAUUGAAACUUUAAAAAAAAUUAAAAAUAAUUUUGCCUUGCCUUAUGAAAGGUUUGUAUUAAGUAUGUAGAAUGGAUAUAUAGAUGCAUCAAUCUAUCUUCCUACAAUUAUAGUAUUGUUUAUUGAUUAUAUAGAAUGUUGAAAUAAUUGAUGGUUUGCAAUUGAUACCAAAAAAUUAUAAAGAAGAUAGAAUAGAAUAUGUUAGAUAAUUAACAUGUAAAGGAAUAAUCGAUUAGUUUAUAAAUUAUGAUGAAAAAAUAUACAAAAUUCAUUAUGAAUCAUAUCGUUAUAUGGAAGUAUAUCUAUUAUUUAAAUAAGUAAAAUAACAUAGUUUAACCUUAUGAAACAAUAGUUCACUUAUUAAUAUUUAGAGCAUUUGAAGCUAAAUUAUAAAUUGUUUUUGAUCAAAUUAGUCAAAUUUUAUCGAUUGACUUUUAUUUUGAUAAUUUAACAGAUUCUUUAAAUUAAAUUUCAAAAGAUUAACUUACAGAAUUUUAUAGAGAAUUAUGUUGCUAAACAAUUCAUUUUCUUAUGAAUGUUCAUUUAAUAAUUAGAUUUCAUUUUGAAUAUUCUCAAAACUCAUCCAUUAUUGAACUUAGAAAAUUAAUUUAUGAAAAAGUAUUUGAUCGAAUUUGUGAUUUUAUUAAUUAAACAACAAGUUGGCCAAGAAUGAACAAAGAAGAUAUGAUUUGUUUUUUUGGUAUGCUUACAAUUUUAAUAUCUAAAUGUGAAGUAUUUGGUGGAUAAAAUCUUUAGAAAUAUAAAACAUUUAUAGAAGAUAAAUUUAAUAAUUAUUUAGAAUCAAGAGGAAAUGAUAAAUAAAUCAAAGAAUCGUUAAUUAAUGAAGAUUGUAAAAAAUGUAUGAAAAUAACACUCAAUCAAACAUAAACUAUUUUAUCAAUUGCAAAUAAAUAAUCGAAAUUUUAUGUUUUUGAUUAUAAGGAUCCAUUUCCAGAUACAUUGAAUAUCUUUAAAUCUAUUGAAUACAAGAAAAUCAUUGAUUUGAUAAUGGGUUCAACAGUUUCUUUCAAAAAAUAAAAUAAUUAAUCAAGUUUAAUUUACUAAGGAAAAGAAAGAACAUUGUUGUUAACUCAAACUGUAAAUUAAAUUUAUAUUAUAAUUUAAUAAUAGCUAUUGUACAUUCGUUUUUUUAAAUAACAUAAAGAGAAAUUAAGAGAAGAAUUAAUAUUUUUAAUUAACUAUUAUAUUUAUACAUUAGCUAUUCCAAUAAUAUUAGAUGAACAUAAAAGAUAUAUAUUUGAUGACACUCUGAAUUUUAAUUAUGAUCAAAAGUAAGAACCAGAUUAAUACACUUAAUAAUUUGAACACAAUAGUUAAGUAAUUAUUUAUAGAGAAAGAUAUGGUGAUCUGAUUAGGUAUUUGAAAAAAAUUAAUAUUCCAGAAGAUCUUAAGCUUAAAAAAACCUAACAAUUUGAUCUUAUGGAUAGAGUUGUAUAUAUUGAAUCAAUUAUUUUUCUCAUAAAUGAAUUUGAUUCAAUCAAAGAUGUCUAUUAGGAAUUCAAACCUUUUUAUUCAGAAUUAAACUCAAUGAUAGGUCAACUACAAGAAAUAGUAAUAAGAGAUUGUAUCAAUUUGGAACCGUAUGCAUAAUUAGUUCAAUGCAAAUAUGAAUUGAAAUAAAAUGAUAAAGAAGAUUAACAAAGAAUCUAAUUAAUAGAUAAAAUUAUUACUACUAAUGAAAUUAAAUUAUAAGGAUUAUCUUAAUAGUAAUUGACAGAAAUUUAGAAGCUGUAUUAUGAUGAACUUAUUUAUUUAUUUGCUGUCGUUUAUUCGAGAAUCAAGAAGGUCAAUAAUGUUGGUAGAGAAGUUAUGCUGAAUGAUUAUUAUAAAGUCUCAAAAACUUAUAAUGUUGAAAAUAGUUUGUAUGAAUCCUAUAUAAAAAUUCUUAAUUAAGCUUCAGCUGAAACUAUAAUUGAAUAUAUGAAUAUUCAUUAAGUAAUUUAUUUAUAUAUCAUUAGAAAAUAUUUCCAUAUAAAAUGUUGAUGGGACUUUUUAAUGCUUAAGGAUUAUAGAAUUGUAAGAAACAACUAAGAAAGGAUUAAUUGUUUAAAGUCUUUUAAAAUUACUAGCAAUGA
Molecule: messenger RNA, 2738 nt
Organism: Paramecium sonneborni
Lineage: Eukaryota; Ciliophora; Oligohymenophorea; Peniculida; Parameciidae
Source: the annotation of a GenBank genome assembly